GUCAGUGUUUCUGUUCAUUGUGAGCGGAUCUUUGGACUGAGUGACCGCGACGGUGACCGAUUCCCAUAAAAACCCGCAGGAGUGGCCACUCAGUCACAGCUGAGCGCAUAAACACGAACCACGAUCACGCAGCACGCUCCACAGCGGGUGAGGAUGGCUGGCAGAAUGAUGAAUAGACACAGCGCUGCCGGAGACGUGAGCCGAAGGCCGAAAGCUGAGCAUCUGGACACGACGCUUUCCGUGUCCCAGAUUGUGACCCACACACAAGAGACUCGGAAGUAUUUCCAAAAUAUCCUAGGUCCCCUGUCUCUUUUCUCUCACACAGACGUGGACAAUGUGAGGAACAGAGACAGGACUCAGGAGGGAAGAGCUCAGACUUCAGCCUCAGAGGAGAUAACAGAUGUUCCAGCCUCUCUGUCUGAGUUCUGUCAGCAGUUGAGGAACAGAAUCACACAGCAGUCACUCCCCACCUUGUCUUCUCAAGACCAUGAAACACUGGAAACGGUAAUGAUGGCAGAGUUGAGUCUGAUCUGGCAGGACCUGCGCGGGCUACCAGCUGACCCCACGCUGACCUCACAGGAGAAUCAGCAGCUGCGCCGCCAGACGUUUGGUGAAGUGCUGUGCAUCUGUGAGCAGCUCUACCUGCACUACCUCCACCUGUUAGAGACGCGGGCGAGGCGCGAAAUCUUCAGCCACCAGGUCAACUGCAGCCGCCUGGCAGCUCACAUGGCCGUGGACCUCAGCCGCCUUUUGAAUGCUCACUCCAUACAGCGCAGUGUAGCCACAGGAAUCAAGGCUACGCGGGGAGCAGUGAAGCUGAGAGACGGAGCGCAGGGGCCACCAGAGGUGCCUGCACAUGUUUGUCCUCCCAGACUGCACAUCUGCCCACACGUCAGACCUAAGAAGCGUGUGGCAAGCAAGCAGCAGAAGAGGACGACGUUAGAGGAAGACCUCACAGAGAUCCAAGAAAAAAUAGGAGAGUUGGAUCUGGAGCGUGUGUAUGACCUAAUGCCGUUUCACCCGGAGCUGAUAACCACCAACACGGACAGACAGUGCUCUAUUGCCAGUGUACCUAAUAAGGCAGAGGAAGAUGGGUGCCAUUUCCAAUGCCACGUUACCAGGCUGAAGGGGUGUAAUUCUAUGCCAGACCUGCUGGAGGAGCUGGAGAUGGAAGCUCUGCCAGCAAGGCCUCUGUCCCCUUUAGUUCUUCUGUCUACCAACUCCUGCUCCAGCCUUGAGAAGCACAUAAACCCUGCUGAGGAUCUGAGGAGACUGUUACAGGACACGGAUCCAGUGGAUACGUCCAUUCUGGGUGAUUCCGAGGGAGAUAUUCCUCCUUUAAUACGAGCCUUGGCUGGCAGUGGCUCUAGCAAACUGAAAGAGCUGACACAAACUCUGCAGAGACUGGAGGAAGAAGAGGAGCAAAUGUUGAAGAUCGAGUUUGAGUUGGCGAGGCCACUGCCGCCUCAGUCAGACGUGGAAAGCGUAAACGUGUCCACUCAGGGCGUUGCGCGUAUAGCAGCGGCUCGCGUGUCCGACAGGGUUCUGACUGAGACCGUCAACAUCAGCAUGUACCCGCCCGUCUACAAUGACUUCACUGGAGAGAUUGAGCCUUCAUCUGUCGCUUGGCUUGAUCGGAAUCUGUUUGAAGGGGCUGAAAUAAAAGAAGUGUACGCAGAACUAUCCAAAAGCCUUUCGGAUGAGUACCUGCACUUUGAUGAGGACCCUAUGAUAGAGCCUGCAGUAAGUAAUGCCGAACUGUUGCGUGGCCUGAAACGGAAUCAUGAAAAAAAGCUGAUGAACCCUUCACUUCAGAUGCCAAAUCCUUGUGGAAUAUCACACAGCAGGAAGAGGAUGAAGCUUGCUGCAGAUCGUAAGAGGCCAGCGGAGGUGACAUCUCGAGCUUAUGCAGCGUGGCAUCAGUGGUGGAAGUCUAACCUGUCACUGGAGGAUUACCUCAACUACAUUUCCAACCAGGAGUCAGAUUACCUGUCUGCAGUGUUUCACCUGUAUGACAGUGAUGACGGCGACGAAGAACACGAGAAAAGGAAGAUGCUGCAGCUGCAGAGAGAGAAAAUCAGAAAGCAGCGAGAGAAGAUGGAUUCACUGAAGAAGCAGAAGCAGGCCUAUCAGUCUGGACUCUGGAACGUCAACACAGUGCUGAUGGGGGGUCUGUGGAAAGAGCCAGUGCCAGAUGAGGUGGAGGGCACGGAUAAAGAAAUCCAGCAUGUGGGGACAGAGGAAGACUACGGUAUGCCUGUAGCACAGCCUGUAGAUGGGGAGCAGGUACAGGCCAGGCUGGAGAAGGUCUGGACGAUACUUUGCCUGCCUGAGACACACAGGUUGGACAUGGCCAUUAAAUACAGCUCUCAUGCACACCGGGACAAGCUGGAGGAGGCGACAGCAGCAUGGGAGCAGGCUGCUCAGCUGAUCCAGCAGAGGGAACGUGUGCUAUCUCAUCUGGAGCAAUUUGAGAAGGUGGCAUCAGACCCCAGCAGGUUCUUCCAGCAUGGUUAUCAUGGCACCUCUGCAGCCAGAAUGAAAGAGGCCAACCACAGACAGAAACUGGAGUCUCAGAUUGCAGCUCUGGAUAAGGUGUUGUCCAAGACUAUUCAUUAUAUAUCAACAGCCUUCAAUGACACUGUUACCUAUAAAGGACGGCCAUACAGAGAAAAGAUGCGCUGGGACCGCAUCGAGAUGCUCUAUUGGCUUCAGCAGGAGAGACGAGUUCAGACGCUGGAGAAGCUUGUGGAAGGGAGAGAGAGUCUGCCUGCUAGACUGCCGCCUCUUGACUUUAAGCAUAGGCUCUAUCCAGGCACCGAUCCUGCCCCAGAAGUCUGGCCCAUUGACUAGCCCAUUGGAACCAUUCAGUGUCUUGAUUUCCUCAAUUCUACGGAGCGCUGCCUUCCAUGCACAGGCAUUCAAACUACUAGUACAUAAAUAGAAAUUUUUGGGGUGUGUCUCUGCGUACUUUUGUUCAUGUAAGGUCCAUAACUGUACCGAUGCGAUGAAAAUAUUUCGAUUUACUUUUAACAGCAGUGAUAUGGCCAAAACUAUAUAAACACCCAUUGCUAACAGGUGUUAUAAAAUCAGGCACAAAGCCAGGCAAUCCCUGUAGGCAAGCACUGGCAGUAGAAUUGGUCAUACUGAAGAGCUCUGUGACUUUAAACUUGGCUCUGUCACAGGAUGCCACCUUUACUACAAGUCAGUCAGGAAAUUUCUCAGAGGUUAGGAUGAGGAGCUUCAGUGGCCUGUACAGAGCCCUGACCACAACCCCUCUGAACACCUUUGAGAUGAAUUGAAACGUUCAUUGUGAUCCAGGCUUUCAUGUAUAACAUCAGUGCCUGAAGAUUUUCAUCAGAUUGUUGAAGAGAGUGAGCAUUAACACCUCAGUCUGGGUCUGCAAUCGGAUUGGCAAAAACCUUUGCAUGUAAACUCAGCCAGUGUCACAACAGUGGAACUCUUUUUGGUGCUAUACAAAACUGUUUUCACAGAGGUUCUUCAUUAAACCAGAUACAACACAGA
This is a messenger RNA of Pygocentrus nattereri (red-bellied piranha), 3525 nucleotides long. It is a transcript of the gene ccdc87, whose product is annotated as coiled-coil domain containing 87. Lineage: Eukaryota; Metazoa; Chordata; Actinopteri; Characiformes; Serrasalmidae. The record is from RefSeq and is a predicted model, not a curated record. The transcript has 20 exons. Bases 154 to 2853 code for a protein of 899 amino acids.